GCGAGGAAAUCAUUCCUGAUAUGUAUGAUGUGUUACACUCUUUCUUGUACCAUAGUUUGAGAAAUGAAAUUGUGAAUGAAUAUUAAUACUUAUAUGAUAACACGUGUUAGAAAGUGUAAAGUGAUAAGAUUAAAGAUCUGAUGGUUAUUUGAUUUGUAUUAAAGUGGUGUUCAUGACUUCUGACAUAAGAAAAAUGCAGAAGGUUGGGAAAUUAAAUUCAUCGAUUGAUAUUAUUCCGUUACAAGGAUCCAGUGGAGAUUACAAAUCGAAGACUAUGAAUAAUAAACACAAACUCGAUACAUCACAUAGAUUUCUUCGCGAUCAGUUAUUAAUUUCGCGCGUGCAAACGUACAUGCAUGAAAAUGAAAGUAAAGUCUACAUUGAUGUCAAUGACAUGGCAGAUGCUCUACAAAAAAAAUAUCGAGAUUAUCGUAUUAAAAAACGGGGUCCCUUUAGAGCUUUAGUACGCACAGCAUACGAUGAACUUACAGAGAUGUUUGCAAACAAGUAUUGUUCCCGAGAUUGGUCUGCUUGUGAUGAUGAGGAUGAUGAAGAGGAAGUUGAUGUUGAAUCAGAUCCUCGAAAUACCAUGUUAAGUGGUAUGUUGUUAAAAAUGUAUAAAAAGUCACAAAACAAACAAAAUGGAAAUUCUAGUGAUAAAGAAUUGAUAGACAUUAGUAGUGACGAUGAUGUAAGUAAGGUGGAAUCAAAUUCUUGUAAUAAAGCAAAUGAACCAGAGGUUACAGAAAAAGAUUUACAAGACUUACCAGGUCCAUCUUCACGUACAGAAAAGCCAGAAGCUGCUAAAGAAAGUGAAGAACCAAAAAUACCUGUAAAAGAAACUCGACCAGUUACAACAAUAACAGAGCAAUUCACCAGAAAACGACAACGUGAUAAAGAUACUGAUAACAGUCAAUUUGUAUUCGUUAAAAAAGUUAAAGGAGUACCUGUCUCUGAUCCAAAAGUUACAUUUUCAAACAUAGGCGGAUGCGAUAAAGUUUUAAAAACAGUAUGUAAAUUACUUGCACAUAUGAAGCACCCAGAAAUCUUUAAACAGCUGGGUAUAUCACCACCAAGAGGAUUUUUACUGCAUGGUCCACCUGGAUGUGGAAAGACAUUACUAGGACAUGCUAUUGCAGGAGAAUUGGGAAUACCUUUGUUGAAAGUAGCAGCACCUGAACUAGUGGCUGGAGUGUCAGGCGAAAGCGAAGCACGAAUUAGAGAAUUAUUCGAGCAAGCACUUGCGCUUUCACCUUGUGUAAUUUUCUUGGAUGAAAUUGAUGCUGUAGCACCACAUAGAGCUACUGCUCAGAGAGAAAUGGAGAGGAGAAUUGUUGCGCAAUUAUUAUCGUGUUUGGAUGAAUUAAGUUUGAAGGAAAAUGGUAUUGGAGUAUUAGUACUGGGAGCGACAAAUCGACCUGAUUCAUUAGAUCCAGCAUUGAGAAGAGCUGGUCGUUUCGAUCAUGAAGUGUGUCUUGGAAUACCAGAUAGAGAUGCAAGAACAAACAUUCUAACUGUGCACACAGAAAAAGUAGCACUUGCUCCUAAUGUCAGUCUAUCUACAAUAUCUUCACUUACACCAGGUUUCGUUGGUGCCGAUUUAGUUGCAUUAAUUAGAGAAGCGGCUAUGGCAGCAGUGGAUAGGAUACUCGAAGACUUAAACAAAUCAGAACCGAAUACUAAAUCGUCGCAAGCAAUAGAAAUUAAUAAUGACACUGAAAAAGAAUCACAAAACUUUGAAAACUCUGGAAAUUUAGUUGAAGAAGUAACUAUUGAGUUACCUACCUCGGAUCAAUGUGAUGUUUCUAAGUUAAAUAAGAUGAGCAAUCUGGAAAGUCCACAAGCGGCAAGUUUACAAGAGAUGGAUGUACAAGAAAAUUCAAAGUCUCCAGAUUUAACAGGAUUGCUUACCUGGUUACGUAAUGAUCCACCAAUUCCGGCAGAACGACUAACAAAUUUAUGUAUCGAACACAGUGAUUUUGAAACAGCUCUUCGCGUUAUUCAGCCAUCAGCCAAAAGAGAAGGUUUUGCAACUGUACCUGAUGUAACAUGGGACGAUGUUGGCUCUUUACGAGAUAUUAGGGAGGAAUUACAAAUGGCUAUAUUAGCUCCUGUUCGACAUUUCGAACAUUUUACAGCCUUAGGAUUAACAGCAUCUACUGGAGUGUUAUUAUGUGGCCCGCCUGGAUGCGGUAAAACAUUAUUAGCCAAAGCUAUUGCGAAUGAAGCUGGUAUUAAUUUUAUUUCUGUUAAAGGACCAGAACUUUUGAAUAUGUAUGUUGGUGAAAGUGAAAAAGCAGUUCGACAAUGUUUUCUCCGAGCCCGAAAUUCUGCACCUUGUGUUAUAUUCUUUGACGAAUUGGAUGCCUUAUGUCCAAGGCGAUCAGAGGGUGAUAACUCUGCUACUUCGCGUGUUGUUAAUCAAAUGCUUACGGAAAUGGAUGGGGUAGAAGGACGUCAAGGAGUAUUUUUAAUGGCUGCGAGCAAUAGACCUGAUAUUAUCGAUCCAGCAGUACUGAGACCAGGAAGAUUAGAUAAACUUUUAUAUGUGGAUCUGCCUACUGCAACAGAUCGUGUCGAUAUUUUGAGAGCACUGACAAAGAAUGCAACUAAACCAAAAUUAGCUGCAGAUGUAAACCUUGAGCAAAUAGGGUAUAACAAUAAGUGCGAUGGUUACACCGGAGCAGAUUUAGCAGCUUUAAUUAGAGAAGCUGGUAUAGAAGCAUUAAGAGAAUUAUUGGAUAUACAUUAUACAGGUCAACCAGAGAUCUCUAUGCGGCAUAUUGUAUCUGCAUUUGAUAAAAUAAGGCCGUCCGUACAAGAGAAAGAUAUAAAACAUUACGAAAAACUGAAGAAAUUAUAUUCGAUUAAAAAAAAAUCUGAUGACACACCUAUGGAAACACCGACAGAUGCAGUUAUAGUAGAUGUAGUUAUGGAACCUAUGGAAACGUGAAAUAAAAGUACUAAGUAUCUAUAUAAAAAUCUUCCAUUACAAAAUAUUCUAAACUGAUAAUGAUGAAUCUGAAGUAAGAAAUAUACACUAUUUGCCUUGACUUUAUUUUUGUAGUUGUGAUAUCGUGUUCAUGUUUGAUGAACGAAAAUGUAGUUGUACACCCGAAAUUGGUGAUUUGUACUGUUAGAGAAAAAAAUUAUUGGUUCUGGCACCAACCAUGACUCCUACUCGAAAGAGGUGGAAUUUUGGUUGGUAAUAAAACAGAUAGACUUCUUUCUUACAGCAUGAAUCAUUGUUCCAGAGUAUAAUAUUAGGUCUUGGUUUAUUGUUUGAAACUAAAAGCUAAAACUAAUGUAUACUUCUUUAUUUUUUAAAUACUGAGAAUUGUGCUAAACAAGUUGUUUUAGUAUUUUUUCAUAUCUAUAUACAUUUAUAUCCAGUUAAAAAGAAUUUUUAUAACGUUAAAUAAAAUUUACGUUUGAUAUAUAUUUGAGUAAUUUAAGAGAUUCUGCCACUUUGACGGCGACAAAACAAAGAGUAUAUUUACUAUCUUUUUUUUUUUAAC
Molecule: messenger RNA, 3518 nt
Organism: Colletes gigas
Lineage: Eukaryota; Metazoa; Arthropoda; Insecta; Hymenoptera; Colletidae
Gene: smid
Product: nuclear valosin-containing protein-like
Exons: 11
Coding region: 173-2953 (926 amino acids)
Biological process (GO): ribosome biogenesis
Cellular component (GO): nucleus
Molecular function (GO): RNA binding; ATP hydrolysis activity; ATP binding
Source: RefSeq, a predicted model, not a curated record